CCAUAGAAUAUGAAUUCCUGCAGUCACGAAAGUUUUAAGUAAAAAACAGACUACCCAAUUGUUAUGGCCCACGACACGUUGCCCUGUUGUGCCCCCUGGUGGCAGUAGUCAGCACUUGGCGCUCUUGUGGUGGUGGAUGAAGCAGAAAAAAAUUACUCUAAUAAUAAUGAUACCCUUCCCCCCACAUACAAAUAUAAACCCUUUUUUUAUACAUCCCAUCAGCCACACGGGCCUUCUGGGAGUGCAUAAUUUCAGCAGCAUUAACCUAACGCGUAUGCGUCUCGCAGCCAAUACAGUGUAAUGAUUUAUAAUUGAUGUUUUGGGUUAGGCUACAUAGUGAUUUGACUCGAGAACCUGUAUGACUUUCUCGAGCAGGGGUGGCCACCCUGUAACAGACCAAGAGCCAAAAAGUCCCCGUUGCCAAGAUCGCCGCUCUGACCUCUACGGAGGCGUACGACCGUCUCAAUCGCCGCGCGUAUUCAGGCCGCGGCGAGCGCCGCGAGUAGGUUCCGGGACCAUGGUGCGGUUGACAGCUGAGCUGAUCGGCCGGAGCGAGCAACACGUGCGUAGGAGGCGGGCAGAGCCCCUGGCACUCUACCUGGGCAGACUGACGCACCUGCACCUGGGAGAGAAGGACAUCGAGCAUGUGGAGGAUUUGUCGGCGUGCCGCAACCUUGCCGUUCUCUACCUCUAUGACAACCGGCUGAGCCGCAUGCCCAACCUGGCCUUUGCAAGCCACCUGACGCACCUGUACCUGCAGAACAACGCUCUGGAGCGCAUGGAAGGCCUUGCCAGCCUGCGACACCUCUCCAAACUGUACCUUGGAGGCAAUUCCAUCUCCGUGGUGGAGGGUGUGGAGAUGUUGAGCGAGCUCACGGAGCUACAUCUGGAGAACCAGCACCUGCCACCUGGGGAGAAGCUGCUGUUUGAUCCUCGCUGCCUGUCGACCUUGGCUGGCAGCCUGUGUGUCCUCAACGUGAGCGGGAAUGGCCUGGAGGAGCUGCAGGAGCUGACCUGCUUGAGUCAUAUGAUGCAGUUCAUGGCCUGUGAAAACCAGCUCACUGACCUGCAGACAUCCUGGAUGGAAAGGAGAUCAAAGAGAGUGCUCGCCAAUUCCUCCUCAAUUGGAAGGCUUCGCGGGAGGCGAAGAGGAAAGCUCAUGAACAAAUGUCGACAUUUGGAGAAGCCAGUGGAGAUCUGGUUGUGCAAACAGGAGACACAGAGGCCAGGCGGCGCAGCAUGCUGCUUGCCCUACCGCAGCACUACAUCUGCCCACCGCUAGCCGGGAGCGUCGUCCGUCCACGUCGAGUCACGGCCCCACCACGCAGCUACAGCCUGCCAGCCAUAGGCAACAACUAAACAUUUAGUGUGUCAGCCAUUAGCAGCAACUAAACACACAGCUUCUCAAGUACUCAAGCAACUGGCUGCUGACCAUUAUCAAAAACUAAACACAUUCUUUGCCAACAACUUAAUACAGCGUGUCAGCCAUUAGCAACAACAAAGCACACACACACACAGCAUGUCAUCCAGCAUGUCAGCCAAUAACUAAACAGUCUGUUGUCCAUAAGCAACAACGAAACUCUGUCUUUCAGUUUUCAGCAAAAUACACACACCAGCAACAACACAUGGCCUGGCAGCCAUCAGAAGCAUUUACACACACGCAAUCUGGCUUGGGAGGCAGUGUAUUGGUGUAAUGACCAAGGCUUUAAGGAUUACAGUUUAAAACUGCUGACUUAGCAAGUUUACUGGAAGUGCUGUGAUAUGUGUUAGUAGUGCAUAGACACAAUUUACUCUUAUCGUUUUUGCAACUCUAGCCUGGAAUGAGAAACGUAAUGUGCACAUUUUGCAUUCACAUUUUGACGAAUCGGAUGACACAUCUUAAUUAGUUUCUUAAUUGUUUGCAAUGUAAACAUUGGUGUGAUUUUUUUUCAAUAUAUUAAGAUGAUAUUUGUCGGCAAUACAUGAAAGUGGCCAAAGAUCUCCAGGGUUAAAUACGAUCAUUUGAAUGCAGAUCAAGCAUGACGUGUAUAAGCCAUUCACGAACAUUGAAAGCAUCCAUUAAAUAAGUCUUAACAUGUCUCAUGAA
Molecule: messenger RNA, 2086 nt
Organism: Petromyzon marinus (sea lamprey)
Lineage: Eukaryota; Metazoa; Chordata; Hyperoartia; Petromyzontiformes; Petromyzontidae
Gene: PPP1R42
Product: protein phosphatase 1 regulatory subunit 42
Molecular function (GO): protein binding
Source: RefSeq, a predicted model, not a curated record